Messenger RNA from Alexandromys fortis (reed vole), 5078 nucleotides. It is a transcript of the gene Epb41, whose product is annotated as erythrocyte membrane protein band 4.1. Gene Ontology annotation, cellular component: plasma membrane; cytoskeleton. Gene Ontology annotation, biological process: cortical actin cytoskeleton organization. Gene Ontology annotation, molecular function: actin binding; structural molecule activity. Lineage: Eukaryota; Metazoa; Chordata; Mammalia; Rodentia; Cricetidae. Bases 199 to 3120 code for a protein of 973 amino acids. The transcript has 20 exons. The record is from RefSeq and is a predicted model, not a curated record.
GAGGGCGCGCGCCGGGGCUGCCAGCUCGCCCUCUCCCUCGCUCGCUCGCUCGCUCCCUCCCUCGGCCGGCGGGUUUAGUCAGCCCGCCUGCAGCCGACGAGCCGCAGAGGGCCGGAGCCUCGGACGCCGCCGCCGCCUCCUGCCAUUGUUCGUCGGGCUGAAGCUGCUGCUGGCGCGGCCGGGAGCCACUGGGACAUCAUGACAACAGAGAAGAGCUUGGUGGUUGAAGCUGAGGAUUCUCAGCACCAGCAACAGAAGGAAGAAGGUGAGGGAGCCACAAACUCAGGCCAACAAGAAACUCAGCUGGAAGAGGCUUCCCAGCCGGCAGCUGAGGGCGCUAAUCAGUGUGAGCCGAAGCUGAGAGCAUCCAAUGGGGACACUCCGACGCAUGAAGACUUGACCAAGAACAAGGAACGGACGUCAGAAGGCAGAGGCCUGUCACGACUGCUCUCCUCGUUGCUCAAAAGGCCCAAGUCUCAGGUUUCUGAAGAAGAAGGCAGAGAAGUAGAGUCAGAUAAAGAAAAAGGUGAAGGCGGUCCAAAGGAGACAGACUUUGGAACCAGCCUUGAUGAAGACAUCAUUCUAAAGGCCCCUAUUGCAGCUCCUGAGCCUGAACUCAAAACAGACCCAUCUUUGGAUCUUCAUUCACUAAGCAGUAUAGAGACACAGCCAGCUCAGGAAGAACACAGAGAGGAUCCGGAGUCUGAAACGAGGGAAGAAGGUAUUGAAGAGUGCUCCAGGGCAGGCGUGAAGGAGGACCCCGAGUCAAAAGCGGAGAGAGAACCCGAGGCUUCGCAGAAGCCAGUCAGGAGGCACCGAGACAUGCACUGCAAGGUCUCUCUGUUGGACGACACAAUUUUUGAGUGUGUGGUGGAGAAACAUGCUAAGGGACAGGAUUUGCUUAAGCGAGUUUGUGAGCACCUCAAUCUGUUGGAGGAAGACUACUUUGGUUUGGCUAUUUGGGAUAGUGCAACCUCUAAGACAUGGCUGGAUUCUGCCAAAGAAAUAAAAAAACAGGUUCGAGGUGUACCUUGGAACUUCACAUUUAAUGUGAAGUUUUAUCCGCCUGACCCAGCACAGUUGACUGAAGACAUAACAAGGUAUUAUUUAUGUCUUCAGCUUCGGCAGGACAUCAUUGCUGGACGGCUACCCUGUUCCUUUGCAACCUUAGCCCUCCUCGGCUCUUACACCGUCCAGUCUGAACUGGGAGACUAUGACCCGGAACUGCAUGGCGUGGAUUAUGUUAGUGAAUUUAAACUGGCUCCAAAUCAGACCAGGGAACUUGAAGAGAAGGUCAUGGAAUUGCAUAAAUCAUACAGGUCUAUGACACCAGCUCAGGCUGACUUGGAGUUUCUUGAGAAUGCCAAAAAGUUAUCCAUGUAUGGAGUUGAUCUUCACAAAGCAAAGGACUUGGAGGGAGUGGAUAUCAUCCUAGGAGUCUGCUCUAGUGGCCUUUUGGUUUACAAAGAUAAGCUGAGAAUUAACCGCUUCCCUUGGCCCAAAGUGCUAAAGAUUUCUUACAAACGUAGCAGCUUCUUCAUCAAGAUCCGACCUGGAGAGCAAGAACAAUAUGAAAGUACCAUUGGCUUCAAGCUUCCCAGUUACCGAGCAGCUAAGAAAUUAUGGAAAGUCUGUGUGGAGCAUCACACGUUUUUCAGACUAACUUCUACAGACACCAUUCCCAAAAGUAAAUUUCUUGCCCUGGGAUCUAAAUUUCGAUACAGUGGCCGGACUCAGGCGCAGACCAGACAAGCCAGUGCUCUGAUUGACAGGCCCGCCCCUCACUUUGAGCGGACAGCAAGCAAACGGGCAUCCAGGAGCCUUGAUGGAGCAGCAGCUGCUGAACCCACAGACCGAAGUCCUCGGCCCACCUCUGCACCAGCCAUUGCUCAGAGUCAGGUCACAGAAGGGCCAGGGGCACCUGUUAAAAAAACACAGAAGGAAGAUGCAAAGGUUGAAGUGAAAGGGGAAGAAGAACCACCUGAGCAAGCUGAGCCAGAGCCCACAGAAGCGUGGAAGAAAAAGAGAGAGAGACUAGAUGGUGAAAACAUUUAUAUCAGACAUAGCAAUUUAAUGUUGGAGGAUUUAGACAAGAGUCAAGAAGAAAUCAAAAAGCAUCACGCCAGCAUCAGUGAGCUGAAGAAGAACUUCAUGGAAUCGGUACCCGAACCGCGGCCUAGCGAGUGGGACAAGCGCUUAUCCACACACUCGCCCUUCCGAACUCUUAACAUCAACGGGCAAGUCCCUACUGGAGAUGGAAGUGUUAAUGACAUUCGCACAGAGGAGGUGGCUGUCGUGACAAAAGGGCCAUCCACCUACCCUGCCUCCGAGUGGGAGAGCCCCAAGCAGUCAGUGGUCCCUAGUCAGAAUCUGAUGACCACCCCACCGGCGUCUCCUCAGAGCUAUGGUUCUGGCUCCCUCUCCAUAAACAGCAAGGAGGCGGAAGAGAAGGAGCAGGGGACAGCUGGCUAUCAUGAUGCUCAUGAGAUGCCAACAGGCCCAAGUGGGGAAUGUUUAGGAGUGGAGGAACAGCCCAAUUCCAUAAGUUUCCCAGUAACUCCAGCUUCCUGCCAGCUGCAACAUGGUGGAAAAAAGGCAGAGAGUAGUGAAGAGCCAGUUGCACCAGCAGAGACCCUUGAGACCCAGAGCGGAUCCUCUCUUGACUCUCGCGUGGGUAACCAGGUCCCCACCCUCAUUCGAAGUUUCCAGCCUCCCCUGGUAAAGACUCAGACUGUCACCAUCUCAGACACUGCCAAUGCUGUGAAAAGUGAAAUCCCAACCAAAGAUGUUCCUAUUGUCCACACUGAGACCAAGACCAUCACCUACGAGGCUGCCCAGACUGAGGACAGCAAUGGGGACCUGGACCCUGGAAUCUUGCUGACAGCUCAGACCAUCACUUCUGAGACCACAAGCAGCACAACCACAACUCAGAUUACCAAGACUGUCAAAGGUGGAAUUUCUGAGACCCGGAUCGAGAAGAGAAUUGUGAUCACAGGAGAUGCUGAUGUUGACCACGAUCAGGUCCUUGUACAAGCCAUCAAGGAGGCCAAGGAACAGCACCCAGACAUGUCAGUGACCAAGGUGGUCGUCCACCAGGAGACCGAGAUCUCUGAGGAGUGAGCUCAGGGACUGUCCUGUCCCGGUCCCCACCCCUCCCCAUCCAAGAGAAGCCAGCAUAUCGUAAAGAAGCCAGCCUGCAACAGUCAGACUUUGAAGACUGUUCCACACCACAGAAAACCAACUUGAUUUUCUACUGGAAUUUAUACCGAGACUCUUCAGAUACCACAGCUGUUUUCUAUAUUGUGAUACAGAAAUUGUCAGCUUUUCAGUCUAUGAACUGUUUUUAAGACAUUUUGGGUUUUUUUAUGGGGUGGUUGGUGACCCUUCAGCCUCUCCUCACUCAUUUCCAACUCAGACCCUGACAGGAUCCACAGACUUCCUGAGAACCCUCCAGAGACCCUGUCAGCGGUGAGGCCAGAGCCAGCUCAUGGGGCCUCCUGCUCCUUCUGCAGUUUCCUAUCCUGGAUGACACAGAAACUUCAUGCACCAGUGAAUGUCAGGCAGGGCAGACGACCUGGUCACAGACGUCCCUUUGCAGGGUGUUUGGUGAGGCAGGGACCUCAGCUGAGCACCUGGUGUCACACACCCUACUUCUGUUGGGAGCUGUAAGUCAGAGACAUCAGUUGCUUCAGGUAGAACUAAUACUGUGAACAUUUGAAUGCAUCUGUGUGGCCUUCACCUCCCCAGCUGUCCUGUCCCUCGUCAGAAACAGCAGCUUCGCCAAGUGUUCCCCAGCUCCCAUCUCAGGAGACCAGAACUUACGGAAAAAUUAGGCACUCUUAGCCAAAAGUGCCAGUGGAACAUUUUUAGUCGUAGUUUGGGAAGGAAAAGUUAAUGAGGUUUUAAAAAUCAGGUCUUGCUGUUCAGGAGAGCGCUUCACCCAGGGGAGUGGCGACCUUACCUUGGUUGGACCCCACGAAGAGUGCUCCCAGCCUCAGCUGGGGCCGCCUCCUCCACGGUAAGGGAUGUGGCUCAGGGAAGAGGGUGUGUGCGCUCUGUGCCUGAGGGUGCCCUCCAGGAGCAAGGGUAUUGCUUACCUCCUGGUGGUCAUCCCUGAGUGGGGUGGGUGUGAGCAACUCUGCUCAUGCCCCAAUGCUUGAGAUGUCUGUCGGGUUUUUUUGGACUUUAUUUCAUUGUGGAUUUGGGAUUUGGUUUCCUUUGUCUGUUUUAAUAUUGGUUUUGAAAAGGGAGCCUGAUGUCCCCAAUUGGUGGUGAGAAUUUGUGGCCUUUUUUUUCCCCCCUUUUCUCCAAACAGGGCCUCUGUAAUCCUCCAGCUUACUUCCUCCAAACAGAUCUGCCUGGGAAGCUUCUUAGACUCCUAAUUCUAGGCUAGGAAUGAACUUCAUGAGGGUUGACAGCGGGUCUCCGGUAGCACUGGCUGAAGGACAGUGAGCCAGCGUAAAGAAGGGAGCCGCAGCAGUCCCCAGCCUCCUGGCCACGUGCUCUUUACUCAGUGACUUUGAACUGGUUUUGAGUGUGCAUUUUUCUUUUAGCUCCUGUGAAACUGUUAGCAACAGCAGCUUGCUCUCAGGAGGGAAAGCCUUGGGUUCUGCUCCCAAUCACAAACCUGCAGACUGUGGUAUGGGGCCUGGUGAGACUGAGCCAGAGGAGGAUGUGCUGGGAGUGGAGUUAGCAUGGACUCCGGCUCUGAGACCCAGGAGGAGGAAGAGAGGGGCCGCUUGCCCACUGAGAGCUGUGUUCUGGGCUAUCCUCAUCAGGCCCUCAAACCUGGGUCCCUGACCUCUGCUCCUCUCUGCUGCUUUUGUCUGGAAAUUGGACCAGAAUUCUGACAUCCCUCCAGGCCUCCUCCCCCUCCUUUGCCGGCUCUGGCAACAGAUCUUGGGAUAUAGUAAUUGUUUGGAUUUUUUUUUUUUUUCUUUCUGCAGUUGGUGUGAGGAACAGACUCUGUCCAGGUAGAAGUAGUGAGGGGGAGGGGAAUCCCAUCUCCGGGGUCAGGGACUUGGCAGGAAUUUUCCCAAAGUGACUCAGGCAAGCACAGUUAACAAACCCAACUGCAG